CUGUUUGCUAGAGAUGCUAAAUGUAUGCUCUCGCUAACAGAAUUUCCUCCCCAACAGAUUGGAUUUUUGAAAUAUGACGUUGCUGAAGAGGUAUGUGUUGAGAUUGUUCAUAUCAUUGAAGUACAUCACUGCAAAUGUGGUAGACAGAAACAACGGAUGUAUAGUAGCAACAUCAUCUACUGUUGAACAUUCAGUGAAACAGUCACUUGAGUGCGGUAGAACUUGCAAUGCAAAGGCUGCAGCGAUUGUAGGAGAAGUGUUGGCAAUGCGUCUCAAAGUGGAGGGUCUUGAUCAGGGGCAAGGAAACGGGAUCCAUGUCAAUGUAAAUAAAGAGGUUGAGAAGAAAGGUUUCAAAAAUCGUAUAAAAGUUUGGGCUAUAGUUAACGGCCUUAAGAGCAAUGGAGUGAAACUUAUUUUGGAUGACAAUGAAAAUGACAGUUGUUGCCCUAACUUCCACUAGAACAGUGCGCUGAUCCUCUUAUCGCACGCCUACAAGCUUCGAGUUCAUUGUGUUUAAGCCCUUGGAACUCCAAUUGUGGGUGACUACAAGUAUGGUUGGUUUGUCCAUCGCAAAUAGAACAUACCAAGAGUAGAUGUGUGUCUUAUCUAAGGUCCCUUUAUUACAUCUGCAUUGUAGGGAGCUUGUUCUCCCAAAUAUACCCAAUUUUAUUGAGCUUCACAGUCGAAAAGCGAAAAAACACUAGGAUCAUAGCUCAAACUCAGAUGUCCUCCAGUUUGUAGCACCAAUGCCAUCUGCCAUGGAAAUUAGUUGGAGGCUUAUGUACUCUUAUUAGAUAUGACAAUAGCAAGAGUCUGUUCAAUUGU
This is a messenger RNA of Solanum stenotomum, 825 nucleotides long. RefSeq lists its product as uncharacterized. The transcript is spliced from 2 exons. The record is from RefSeq and is a predicted model, not a curated record. Gene Ontology annotation, biological process: translation. Lineage: Eukaryota; Viridiplantae; Streptophyta; Magnoliopsida; Solanales; Solanaceae. Gene Ontology annotation, molecular function: 5S rRNA binding; structural constituent of ribosome. The coding region runs from base 74 to 460 and encodes 128 amino acids. Gene Ontology annotation, cellular component: ribosome.